Molecule: messenger RNA, 1488 nt
Organism: Gavia stellata (red-throated loon)
Lineage: Eukaryota; Metazoa; Chordata; Aves; Gaviiformes; Gaviidae
Product: keratin-associated protein 10-6-like
Exons: 1
Coding region: 1-1488 (495 amino acids)
Source: RefSeq, a predicted model, not a curated record
AUGUCGUGCUACCUACAGCAGUGCCUCCCUCCAGUCUACCAGGACCCCAUCCCCAUCAAGUGCCCGCCGAUGUACGCUGCCAGACACCCACCAGUGCCUACCUGGCACUCGACACUCUGCUCCCCACAGUACGUGACCCCCUGCAUCCCCCGACAGCGCAUCAUGUCCUCCAGCUUCUCCCAACAGCAGUGUGUGACCAAGUGCAUGCCGUGGCAGCAGUAUGCAACCAAGUGUGUGCCGCAGCAGCAGUGUGUGACCCAGCGCAUCCUACAGCAGCCAUGUGUAACUCGGUGUGUGACAACUUGUGUGCCGCAGCAGCAGUGUGCCACCAAGGGUGUGUCGCAGCAGCCUUGUAUGACCAAGUGUGUGCCGCAGCAGUGUGCAACCAAGUGCGUGACCACCUAUGCCCCCCAGCAGCAGCAUGAGACCAAGUGCAUCCCGCAGCAGCAGUGUGCAACCAGGUGUGUCACCACGUGUGUCCCGCAGCAGCCGUACCUGACCAAGGGCAUCCCACAGCAGCAGUGUGCGACCAAGUGCGUCCCGCAGCGGUGUGUGACCACCUACUCCCCGCAGCAGCAGUGUGCGACCAGGUGUGUCACCACGUGUGUCCCGCAGCAGCGUGCGACCAAGUUUGUCUCACACCAGUUUGUGACCUCUUGUGCCCCGCAGCAGUGUGCCACCACGUACGUCCCACAGCAAUGUGCGACCAGGUGUGUGACCAAGUGUGUCCCGCAGCAGUGUGACACAACUUGCGUCCCACAGCAGCAGUGUGUGACCAAGUGCAUCCCACAGCAGCAGUGUGCCACCAAGUGUGUCCCACAGCAGCAGUGUGCCACCAAGUGCGUCUCACAGCAGCAGUGUGUGACCAAGUGUGUCCCACAGCAGCAGUGUGCCACCAAGUGUGUCCCACAGCAGUGUGCCACCAAGUGUGUCCCACAGCAGCAGUGUGUGACCAAGUGCGUCCCACAGCAGCAGUGUGCCACCAAAUGUGUCCCACAGCAGCAGUGUGCCACCAAGUGUGUCCCACAGCAGCAGUGUGUGACCAAGUGCGUCCCACAGCAGCAGUGUGCCACCAAAUGUGUCCCACAGCAGCAGUGUGCCACCAAGGGUGUCCCACAGCAGCAGUGUGCCACCAAGUGCAUCUCACAGCAGCAGUGUGCCACCAAAUGUGUCCCACAGCAGCAGUGUGCCACCAAGUGCGUCUCACAGCAGCAGUGUGCCACCAAGUGCAUCUCACAGCAGCAGUGUGCCACCAAAUGUGUCCCGCAGCAGCAGUGUGCCACCAAGGGUGUCCCACAGCAGCAGUGUGCCACCAAGUGUGUCCCGCAGCAGUGUGCCACCAAGUGCGUCCCACAGCAGCAGUGUGCCACCAAGUGCGUCCCGCAGCAGUGUGCCACCAAGUGCAUCCCACAGCAAUGUCAGUCGGUUGGAGUAAAAAUUUCGAGUCACUCUAAGAAGUACUGCUCUGCGUCCAAAUGGCCCUGGUAA